CCCCGGCCGCCGUCCCGGCCCCGGCCCCGGCCGCUCGCCAGGCCCAGACCCCGCGCCCCCGCGCCCCCGCCCAGGACCGGCCGCGCCCCAGGCCCGCCGCCGCGCCGCCAUGGGGGUGGAGGGCUGCACCAAGUGCAUCAAGUACCUGCUCUUCGUCUUCAAUUUCGUCUUCUGGCUGGCCGGAGGCGUGAUCCUGGGCGUGGCCCUGUGGCUGCGUCAUGACCCGCAGACCACCAGCCUCCUCUACCUGGAGCUGGGCGACAGGCCUGCACCCAACACCUUCUACGUAGGCAUCUACAUCCUCAUCGCCGUGGGCGCCGUCAUGAUGUUCGUGGGGUUCCUGGGCUGCUACGGGGCCAUCCAGGAGUCGCAGUGCCUGCUGGGCACGUUCUUCACCUGCCUGGUGAUCCUCUUUGCCUGUGAGGUGGCCGCCGGCAUCUGGGGCUUUGUCAACAAAGACCAGAUCGCCAAGGACGUGAAGCAGUUCUACGACCAGGCCCUGCAGCAGGCGGUGGUGGACGACGAGGCCAACAACGCCAAGGCUGUGGUGAAGACCUUCCAUGAGACGCUCAACUGCUGUGGCUCCGACGCGCUGGUCACCCUCACCACCUCCAUCCUCAAGAACAACCUGUGUCCCUCCGGCAGCUCGCUGUUCAGCAACCUGCAGGCGGACUGCCACCAGAAGAUCGACGACCUCUUCUCCGGGAAGCUGUACCUCAUCGGCAUCGCGGCCAUCGUGGUCGCCGUGAUCAUGAUCUUCGAGAUGAUCCUGAGCAUGGUGCUCUGCUGCGGCAUCCGGAACAGCUCCGUGUACUGAGGCCCGGCCCGCUGCCCGGCCCGCUGCCCGAGGCCUGGGCGUCCGAGGAGGGCGGGCUCGGCCUGUGUAGAUAACCGUCCUGGUAUUACUCUGCUACACUUACUAGCCUUUUUACUUUUGAGGUUUUGCUCCCCAUUACCUUUUGGGGCUGACAUCACCUGUAGGUGGCAUAGGAGUAGGCCUUGGGGACUGCAGGGCAGGGUCCCCUCUGCUUCUGGGCCACGUGGGGGCUCUGCCCGCUCAGCCAGGCCUCUCGGGGCCGAGAGCACCUGCCGCCCGCCCGCACGCCCACCCCCAAAGGCUCCGCCUUUUUUAAUCCUCGUUCCCUUCCUGCCACCGGCCUCAGAGCUGGGUCUGUGAGCAGCCUCUGCCUUCGACACACCUGUCCUUUCUAACGGCACCUUUCAUUGUAACUACAUCUCGAAAGUCACUUAAUAAAGGAGGAGAGACUAGGCAUGCUAACACA
Eptesicus fuscus (big brown bat) is the source of this 1283-nucleotide messenger RNA. It is a transcript of the gene CD81, whose product is annotated as CD81 molecule. Bases 110 to 817 code for a protein of 235 amino acids. Gene Ontology annotation, cellular component: membrane. The record is from RefSeq and is a predicted model, not a curated record. The transcript is spliced from 8 exons. NCBI's taxonomy places the organism in Eukaryota, Metazoa, Chordata, Mammalia, Chiroptera, Vespertilionidae.